Molecule: messenger RNA, 1703 nt
Organism: Prosopis cineraria
Lineage: Eukaryota; Viridiplantae; Streptophyta; Magnoliopsida; Fabales; Fabaceae
Product: zinc finger CCCH domain-containing protein 16-like
Exons: 10
Coding region: 276-1388 (370 amino acids)
Molecular function (GO): metal ion binding
Source: RefSeq, a predicted model, not a curated record
UACAGAGAAUUAGAAGGGCAAGGCAUUGUUUGUAGUACAGUGGGCAAGGAGCUAUGCAUAACAGAAAAGAGCUUUGUAGAAAUUUUCAGCGAGGCAGGUGAUUCUUUUUCAUAUGGUAACCGAUUUCGUUUCUAUCUGUUUCAAUAUUUCAAUUGCGAAAAGUUGGCUGGGAUCUCUCUCUCUCAUUUGAAGCAAAUCAAACACAAAAGCGAAGAACGCAGUUCGGGCUGAUUAAUUAGCGCUGCCAAUAUGGAGAAAGGUGUAGAUUUCUUCACAUGCUAUCACAACAGCAAAAACAAACUGCCAAUCCUUAUGGAUUUGGGUCUCAUUCCAGUUCACACCAAAAACAAACUGCCAAUCCUUUUGGAUUUGGGUCCCUCUCCAGUUCACAGCAGCAGCAUAGGACCAAUCCUUUUGGAUUUGGUGUCCAGAACAGCUCCCAGCCAACAGGGGGUGUUAAUUCAGAGUUCAGACACCAGUUCAAGGUUCUUCCUCUUCCUAUUAUUGAUGAUGAUUUACUUGUUGAUCAGUCUUUUGAAAACAAAUGGACUCGGCCUUCUUCCUCGCCCCAGAAUAGUUCUUCGCGAAAAACUGAUGCCAAUUCUCAAACAGCGAACCAUAAGUGCACAGAUCCUGAAACUUGCAAACGUCAAAUUGUAGAAGAUUUUGAGCAAGAGAAACCACUUUGGAAGCUGACAUGCUAUGGUCAUUGUAAAGGUGCUCCUUGUGACAUUGUUGGUGAUAUUAGCUAUGAAGAAUUGCGGGCAGCUGCAUAUGAGGAUGCUACGCAUGGGAUGGCCUUACAAUCAAUUGUUGAGAAGGAGAGAAAUCUACUAAGUUCCAAGUUAAUGGAGUUUCAGAACCUUCUUCGUGAACCUUACAAAAUACAGCUGAAUUCUUCUCUUGCAAGUGAUAAGCAUCAAUCUCUUGGAACUGAUGUAAACCCAUUUUCAAGGACUUCAGAAAAUAAUAAUACUCUGUCUGUCUCUAGCUUUAGUCAAUUGGGAGCUUCUUUGAGCAUGGGUAAUGAAAGGCCUUCUGCGCUCCCAGUGGAUACUCUGGCUCAAACUAGCUCCUUUGGAACUAGAGGAAAUCCGUUGGCAUCCAAUGUGACAAACCAAACUGGUGGAGGCAUUGCAGGUGGCCAAAGUAACCUCUUUUCCACAUCAGCAGAAGUUGCAAAGUUUCCCAGUAUGACUACACAGCAAUCGUUUAUUGUAAGCAAUGGCCCUAGCUCUGGCCUAAUGUUUCCAGCAAGCACAGGUGUUCAGUUGUCAAGCAAGUCCAAAGAUGAGAAUGUCUCUGGAGAUGUCAGCAUUUGGUUAAAAGAGAAAUGGAUUCCUGGAGAGAUUCCGGAAGAAGCUCCUCCUGAUGCAUUUAUUGGGUAGGUAGUUCUGUUAUGAACUUGGUGUAAAGCAUAGAUUGUUGUGGUUGGGUGCACUUUUGUGCGGUUAGAUUCAUUCAGUGGUUGACGUGUAGGCUCCACUGAUUUAAAAGGCGAGCUCUAGUUUUCUGAAUCAUUCUUCUAUAUUUGUUAAAUAUUGUAAUAAAUAUAUUCAUAGGUUUACGUCAAAAGCAUAGGUUUGAGAUCAGGGGAUCAUUUGCACGGUAUCAAGGGGGUGGGUUUCUUUCCACUGGUUUUUCUCUCUUAUUAUUUCCGUUCAAAUUAAAUCUAUAUUUUUAAAAUUAUUAAAUCUAGACAA